Molecule: messenger RNA, 1368 nt
Organism: Papilio machaon (common yellow swallowtail)
Lineage: Eukaryota; Metazoa; Arthropoda; Insecta; Lepidoptera; Papilionidae
Gene: POLDIP2
Product: polymerase delta-interacting protein 2
Exons: 7
Coding region: 64-1140 (358 amino acids)
Biological process (GO): error-free translesion synthesis
Cellular component (GO): nucleus; mitochondrial nucleoid
Molecular function (GO): DNA binding
Source: RefSeq, a predicted model, not a curated record
GUCAAAUAAAAAGAAAAAAUAUAUUGUUAGUGUAAACGAAAAACAACAAAUUAAAAUGGUAAAAUGGAGAUAUUGACACGAGUAUUACCUGCAAACCUAUUUAGAUUAACUACAUCUAGGCUUAUAUUAACAAACGUAGCACAUUAUACAAGAUUGGCAGAAGUUGGAAAGUUGGAGACGCCAAAGACAACAGGAAAAUAUGAUACGGGUCAACUUAUUUUGCAUAAAGUAUUCGGUUACAGAGGCGUUAUAUUAUUUCCUUGGUUAGCAAGAGUUUAUGACAGGGAUGCCACUAAUAAGAAAGAAUACGCUGAAACCGCCAACCCCUCAGAAACGGGUGAUACUCUAUCAAACGUAGGCAAAGAAGUCAAGGGGAGAACACAUACAUUUUAUCAAGUCCUCAUAGAUACCAGGGAUGCUCCUUACAUAACUGUGCAAACCAACAUCGAUAUGAGACCAGAAUGGAAGAAAAAGCGCGCACAGACAGAGGCGGUGACCUUUCUCGGCAACCAGGAGUCUAGUCGUAGCCUGUACGCGAUCCCUGGGCUAGACUACGUGGCACACGACGACAUCAUCCCAUACACCUCGCUCGAGCGCGUUCCCCUCCAGCACGAGCUCUUCGACAAGUUCCUCAUGCACAAUCCCGACAAAGACCCACCGUUCAUAGCGCAAGAAACACUCAGGGCUUGGCAGAAGAAGAACCAUCCGUGGCUGGAGCUAAGUGACGUACAUCGCGAGACGACAGAGGGCGUGCGCGUUACCGUCAUACCUUUCUAUAUGGGUAGCCGAGAGUCACAGAAUUCAGCAGUAUACUGGUGGCGUUACUGCAUCCGUCUGGAGAACCUUGGGGCUCAAGCUGUACAGCUGCGCGAGCGGCACUGGCGCAUCUUCUCGCUGUCGGGUACGCUGGAGACGGUGCGCGGGCGCGGUGUGGUCGGCCAGGAACCAGUGCUCGCGCGCCACGCACCUGCCUUCCAGUACAGCAGUCACGUCAGCCUGCAGGCGCCCAGCGGACACAUGUGGGGCACGUUUAGAAUGGAGCGUGAGGACGGCUACACUUUCGACUGUCGAAUUCCGCCUUUCUCUUUAGAGAGCAAGCCAGACGAGGGCUCGCCUAUGUCGCCCACGCCCAGCGCAUGACCAUAGACAAACUGACCGACCCAACAGAUACUAUUUCUACCAACGGACCUAUCACAACGUUAAUUCUACCAACUGCAAAUAAACUACCAAUGUACUUUUCUUUCUUUAAUUUUGUUAUCAUAAUUUUAUUUUCAAUUACAUGUUCCUAUUUCAUUUAGUCGUCAAAUUAAAUCAAAAGCUUGUGCUUUUACAUUGAAAAACCAGCCAGUGCUAAAUGAAAUUUAUAUU